AUGGUACUGCUGAACUGCGUCAAGGAGAAGGAAGGACAAACAGCUUUACACCGGUCAGGAUCAUGCGGUAGCAUAGAUCUUCUACGUCAACUGGUAGAGAAGAGCGAUGAUAUAAACCUACAGGAUCAGCGUGGGCAGGCACUUUUACAUCAGGCGGGAAUCUGUGGUAACGAGUGUUUUAUCCGUAUUUUGCUGGAGCAAGGUGCCAACGUCAACGUACAGAAUAGAGAUGGGAAUACACCUUUACACCUGGCGGGAUUCUGUGGUAACGAGUGUUUUGUUCGUAUUUUGCUGGAGCAGGGUGCCAACGUCAACGUACAGAAUACAAAAGGACAAACAGCUUUACACCGGUCAGCACCAUGUGGUAGCGUGGAUCUUCUACGUCAACUGGUAGAGAAGAGCGAUGAUAUAAACCUACAGGAUCAGCGUGGGCAGACACCUUUACAUCAGGCGGGAUUUUGUCGUAACGAGUGUUUUAUCCGUAUUUUGCUGGAGCAGGGUGCCAACGUCAACGUACAGAAUGCAGAAGGAAAAACACCUUUACACCUGGUAACGUCAUGUGGUAAAGUGGAUCUUCUACGUCUACUCGUAGAGAAGAGCGAUGAUAUAAACCUACAGGAUCAGGAUGGGAAUACACCUUUACAUGAGGCGGGAUUCUGUGGUAACGAGUGUUUUGUUGGUAUUUUGCUGGAGCAGGGUGCCAACGUCAACGUACAGAAUACAAGAGGACGAACAGCCUUACACCUGGCAGCGUCACGUGGUACCAUGGAUCUUCUAAGCCUACUGGUAGAGAAGAGCGCUGAUAUAAACGCACAGGAUCAGGAUGGGAAUACACCUUUACAUGAGGCGGGUAACGAGUGUUUUGUUGGUAUUUUGCUGGAGCAGGGUGCCAACGUCAACGUACAGAAUACAAAAAGACAAACAGCUUUACACAGGGCAGCGUCACGUGGUAGCAUGGAUCUUCCACGUCAACUGGUAAAGAAGAGCGAUGAUAUAAACCUACAGGAUCAGGAUGGGAAUACACCGUUACAUAUUGCGGGAUUCUAUCGUAACGAGUGUUCUAUCCGUAUUUUGCUGGAGCAGGGUGCCAGCGUCAACGUACAGAAUGCAAAAAGACAAACAGCUUUACACCGGUCAGCAUCAUGUCGUAGCGAGAAUCUUCUGCGUCAACUGGUAAAGAAGAGCGAUGAUAUAAACCUACAGGAUCAGGAUGGGAAUACACCUUUACAUGAGGCGGGAAUCAUUGUUAACGAGUGUUUUGUUGGUAUUUUGCUGGAGCAGGGUGCCAACGUCAACGUACAGAAUACAGAAGGACAAACAGCUUUACACUGCUCAGCAUCAUGUGGUAACGUGGAUCUUCUACGUCAACUGGUAAAGAAGAGCGAUGAUAUAAACCUACAGGAUCAGACGUACACCAUAGAGAGUAAAAGCAGUGCCACGACGACAAUGUGA
Liolophura sinensis is the source of this 1452-nucleotide messenger RNA. RefSeq names its product ankyrin repeat, PH and SEC7 domain containing protein secG-like. Bases 1 to 1452 code for a protein of 483 amino acids. The record is from RefSeq and is a predicted model, not a curated record. NCBI's taxonomy places the organism in Eukaryota, Metazoa, Mollusca, Polyplacophora, Chitonida, Chitonidae. Gene Ontology annotation, molecular function: protein binding. The transcript has 16 exons.